Molecule: messenger RNA, 2348 nt
Organism: Danio aesculapii
Lineage: Eukaryota; Metazoa; Chordata; Actinopteri; Cypriniformes; Danionidae
Gene: haus3
Product: HAUS augmin-like complex, subunit 3
Exons: 5
Coding region: 132-2063 (643 amino acids)
Biological process (GO): centrosome cycle; spindle assembly
Cellular component (GO): mitotic spindle; HAUS complex; centrosome
Source: RefSeq, a predicted model, not a curated record
GAGGAAGGCAACGCGGGCAUUUCGGAAGUGAGUGACAAGCAAGGCAGAUUGGGUACCUCAUGAAAACAAUUCUGUUUUUUUGAGGGUAACAAACUAUCUCUGAAGUGUGAGCCAAAAUCACAUAAGCAGCCAUGCUGGAUGGGGCUCAGUUUGUUGAGGCCUUGUCACGGUUGGGUUACCCACGGGCUUCAAUGCUGAAAUGUUCAGAGUUUGACUGGUUAUUUGACACAGCACCAGAUAACCUGCACCUAUUACGUGUCGUCUGCAACCGUCUGAAACGCUGCAAUGUUUUAGCACCAGAAGAAUUGCAAGCGUACAAGUCACUGCAAGAGUCUGGAAAACCAAUUUUAGAUGAGGCCACACUGGCUGAGCUGCUUAAAACCUGUUUGCCCACGGAUGGAGGUUUCGUGUCACAGAGCUGUUCUUCACUCGGUGGACAAGGACAUGUUACAAUUGAGGAACUUGAGACAGAACUUCAAGCCCUCCGCAAGGAAAAGCAGCUAAAACAACGCAGACUCAACAAGCUGCAAAUGCAAGCUGCCAGCUGGGGUGCAAACUCCUCUCUAUCCCAAAUGCUGCUGCAGGAAGGAGACAAUAAAGUAAAGGAUGCCAACUCCGCCCUGGCAGCUGAAAAUGCAUACACCAAUUCGGCUCUAGACAACCUAUCAAAGGAGACCACCAAACUGGCUGGCUUUUUCCAAAGUGAUCUUUGCCUAAGGAGCAAAGAUGGAGUCGCUCCAUCUUUAGCUCCUCAAUCAGAGAGCCCAGUGCUUUUCUCUCAGUUGCCUCUAGACCCUUUCCUCAAUCAACAGGAGCAAUUCACCAAAACUCUUUCUUCAUACACACAGCGUCAAUUCUUUCAGGGAAUCUCUGACUUAAUGGAGACCUCGACCUUCAGUCGCUCCCAGCUGACCAAUCUGAGCUGUUGCAGUGAGAAUGGGAAAGAGGUGGAUGAAGAACUAGUAGAGCUCAGGAAGAAGGAGAUGGCACAACUGCAGUGGGCAUUUAUAGUGGCACAAUACCAGGUGGUGAAAGAGAAAGCGGAAGAGAAUGGUGACAAGGCAGCAAAAGAGUGGCUUAUGCAGCGAUUGAACAGCAGCACAGAGGCUGUGUGCUACUCGCAGGUGAGCAGACUUGAACCUGACCUACGCUCUGAGAUCACAUCAAUUCAGUCUGAAAUUCAGUCACUUUUGUUAGACCCAGUCCGCUCUGCAUUACGAGACUGUGCACGUCUUCUUAACAUCCCUGUGGUGCGUGGUGAUCUCGCUCUUCAGGUAGCCAGGCAAAAUUAUCUCGCCUCCAGACAGACUGAGGUUCGUGACCAGCUUCUCCAUCAAAAGGCCUUCUUUGAACUUUUACGUCUGGCCCAGGAUACAGAGCUUUUGAGAGGAAAGAGAGUGAUGGGGCAAAUUAAUGACAUCGUGGAGAGGCUGGAGGGAGCAACAAAAGAUGCUACUCAAAGAGAAAACACUUUGACACAGUCUCACUUGACUCAAGACCCCUACCUUGGUGCUAAUGCUAAUCAACAGGUCAUCAGCUCCAAGGACACAUCCUUUACUAGGUUGCUCCAGAUGCUUGAGUUGGGUAAGGCAUCCACAAACAGAGAGGAUCCAUUCCAAACCUACAGUAAGCUGGAAACUGCAGCCUCCAACCUACAAGAGGAUCUGGUCAAUGUGCAAGAGGCUUUGGAUGGGGCAAGACAAGAGCAGGCUUAUACUGGAGCUCGAUUAGAACGUGACCGAGAUGCACUUGACCAAGUUGCAUACUCGGACAUUGUGCAGCCUCUCCUGAGGCCGCAGGUAUGUGCUACAGCCACACCUGCACUGGAGCUCUGCCCACAUGCACAGGAGCUCACAACUGUUGUUGAUGAACUGGAAGUCAAGCAGAAGACUCUGUAUAUGCUUCUUCAGGAGAUAGUUGGGGACUUGAAAACCAAACGUGGAAGGCUUGAACGCAGUGCCACCCUGCGGAGAGAGAGGGAACUGUAUGUGUAUUUCCAUCUGGACCCAAGAUUACUCAACAGAGCAGUGAGAGAUAUAGAGGCUCAAGCAGGGGUUAUGUAGAAUCAAAUCUCAUUUCUCUACUCCAGCCAACAUGUACAGAGCUUCCUGCACAAAUAAUAUACCUAAGGAAUCAAUUGCAUGUAGGUUAGGCCUCAACAUGGUUGCUUCUAUAGGUCUCAUACAGUAUGUGGAUCUGUAUUAUCUGCUGUUCUUAGCUACAUUAACAAAUUUGUGUUCAGUACCUAGAUUCACAUUAAUCUGCAAUUGUACUUUAAUAGAUGUUCCAUAAUUUGUAUAAAUCAUGUUGUUAGUUAAUUUGGUAAUUAACAGAUGUAUCUUUGUUAA